UGCAGAUGGCUGGGCGCAAAAGCCGCGGGUGGCGGUGACCUUGCGGACGGGAGGUGGUGGUGGUGGGUGGCGGCUUGCCGGCUCUUGAGGGGAGACGGGCGCCAUGGGCAACGUCCCGCCGGCGCUGAAGCAUUGCCUUAGCUACCCCCACCUCCUCAAGGAGCAGCUGGGGAUCGGCGAAGCUGCCCAGCAGCCGACUGUUCUGCAACAGCCUGGGCAGGAAUUGCUUACAAGUGGAUUUCCUGAGUUUGUUAAAAUAGUGGAAGUUGGUCCAAGAGAUGGAUUACAGAAUGAAAAGGCUAUACUUCCUACAGAUGUGAAAAUUGAGUUAAUCAACCAACUUUCCCAAACUGGCUUGUCUGUCAUAGAAGUGACAAGUUUUGUUUCUUCAAAAUGGGUACCUCAGAUGGCAGAUCAUACAGAAGUAAUGAAAGGAAUAAAACGAUAUCCUGGAGUCCGUUAUCCAGUCCUUACUCCUAAUCUUCAUGGUUUCCAUUCUGCUAUAGCUGCUGGAGCAACUGAAGUGUCAGUGUUUGGUGCAGCAUCUGAGACUUUCAAUAAAAUAAAUAUCAAUUGUACUAUAGAAGAAAGCCUGGACAGAUUUGAGGCUGUAAUUAAAUCUGCAAGAAAUACGGACAUCCCAGUGCGAGGGUAUGUGUCGUGCGCAUUGGGAUGCCCUUAUGAAGGAACUAUCCCUCCAGCUAAAGUUGCUGAAGUCUCCAAAAGGCUAUAUAGUAUGGGAUGCUAUGAGGUCUCUUUGGGAGAUACCAUUGGAGUGGGGACCCCUGGCAGUAUGAAGAGAAUGCUGGAAUCUGUUAUGAUGGAAGUUCCAUUGUCCGCUGUGGCAGUGCAUUGCCAUGACACCUACGGCCAGGCCUUAGCCAAUAUUCUUACAGCUAUGCAGAUGGGAGUUCAUGUUGUGGAUUCCUCUGUUUCGGGCUUAGGAGGUUGCCCAUAUGCGAAAGGUGCCACUGGAAAUGUAGCCACAGAAGAUGUGAUAUACAUGCUUAAUGGCAUGGGGAUCAGUACAGGUGUGGAUCUUUACAAAGUUAUGGAAGCUGGCAACUUCAUCUGCAGAGCUUUGAACAAGAAAACCAGUUCUAAAGUUGCUCAAGCUUUGUUCAGUGAUUGAGCUGGAAAAGAAAUGGUGGCAUUCUUAAAAAGUUAAAUAUUUAUCCACCAGUAGGCUUUUCCUGUUUAUAGUUGCAGAAAACAAGCAUAUUGCAAAAAAAUUUUUUUAAAAAAAAAUCAUCUGAAGGGAACAGUAGCACUACAGUGGAUAUGAGGCCAGUAGCAGUAAUGAAUUAAAAGAGCAAGGUAGAGAGCCUUCACUUGAAUUGCUAAAUGAUUUUUUCCCUUGGGGUCCUUGGAUGGUACCUAUUGCAACUUACCAUGGCCUCUCUUUAUCAGAUCAUAGUCAACUUUUGAUGUGAUGCUUUUAGAAUAUAAAUGUUCCCCUAUCGUGAUACUCUGUACCAACAAGAGUAUAUACUUUUGCUUAUAAAUGAAGUAGGCUUGCUACGUGAAUCAAAAAAUAAGUUUGAGACAAUCUAAACUGAGCAAGCAUAGUGUUACGUAAAGUAAUGCUACUGAAUUUGAACUGAGCUUAUCUUGCUAUGAGUUCUGCACAUAAAUAAUGAAGGAACGAACAAUCAAGAAAUAUGCCACAAUCUAGCACUGGGUAGAGCAGCCAUAAAUGCCUUGGAAAAAAUGUUUAUAUGCUAUGAUGUGUCUGUACUACCAAGAUCGGAGGUGCGAGCCAAUGGUUUUCCAUGUGACAUUGGAAGUUGGACAUUGAAGAGGCAGGAUAGAAAAAAAAUAUUGAUGCUUUUGAUGCUAGAGAUGAAUCAUCGGACAAAUCAACCCCUUGAGUUCUCAUUCCAAGCAUAAAUGACCAGGCUCAAAUUAUCCUACUUCAAACACAUAAUGUUUGACCUAGCUCUCUAGAGAAGGCUCUGAUGCUGGGAAUGGUGGAAGGGAAGAGAAGAGGCUCACUAGCAGCAAGAUUGGAUGGACUCCGCUCUAGUGGUGAUGGAGGCACCUCUGAAAGACCAAGUUAAGGACAGAUCUUCAUGGAGAAAAUCACCAAGGAUCCACACCAAGGAUCCAUUUGAUGGUACAUAAUAAAUCAAUAUGCAGAUCAGACUCCAAACUAUGUGUAAGCAAUAUAGGAUGGUGCAAAUGUGUUGAACAUUAUCAGCCUCAAACCAGCUUGGCUAAUGGUAGUAAGAAGUCAUAGGAGGUAGCCAUCCCUGUUUAAUUCAGGAAAAUAUAUGUCAUAAUGUAUUGGUGACUCUUGUAAAAUGCCUUAGGACUUUAUUCAAUUUCCUCCCAUUUUUAUUUUUAUAUAUUUGCUUAAAAUGUAUACGUGUAUGCUUCUGAAAAUAUUUGUCCAUAUACUAGAUGAUAUAUUUAUAAAAGUCUGAAAAAGUAUAUGCAAAAUAUAAAAUCAAUAAAAUAAU
Ahaetulla prasina is the source of this 2462-nucleotide messenger RNA. RefSeq names its product 3-hydroxymethyl-3-methylglutaryl-CoA lyase like 1 (gene HMGCLL1). Bases 104 to 1132 code for a protein of 342 amino acids. Gene Ontology annotation, molecular function: hydroxymethylglutaryl-CoA lyase activity. Gene Ontology annotation, biological process: L-leucine catabolic process; ketone body biosynthetic process. The record is from RefSeq and is a predicted model, not a curated record. Gene Ontology annotation, cellular component: endoplasmic reticulum; cytosol. The transcript is spliced from 9 exons. Lineage: Eukaryota; Metazoa; Chordata; Lepidosauria; Squamata; Colubridae.